Messenger RNA from Nicotiana tabacum (common tobacco), 588 nucleotides. NCBI's taxonomy places the organism in Eukaryota, Viridiplantae, Streptophyta, Magnoliopsida, Solanales, Solanaceae. The record is from RefSeq and is a predicted model, not a curated record.
AUGUCAAACUCGCAAGCAGUACCCACUCACGCCGACAACGACCUCGAUUUCCAUGGAGAAAACGACAACAUAGCUGCCAUGAUCAAAGUUCCUCAGGCUGGCCUCGAGGGAGUACCAAUUGUAGAUCCCGUCAAUGUCAGUUCACAUGUCACCCUAAAUGCAAAUCUAGCCGUUGAUCCCGAAGGUAGCAUACAUAGGGAAGUUCGAUCAGGUGGUCGAGAUUCAUUUGUAAAGGCGCACGCUAGAGCCAUUAAGGUUGCAACUAGAAAUUCGACCUAUUCAAGAGGAGAAAGAACAACAAGUUGCCGGAUUCGUUUUAGCUAUAGAGAACUUCAGAAUGCAACUAAUAACUUCUCAAUAAAACAUGGGCAAAGUGGAUUUGGUUCAGUUUACCAAGGGGUUCUUGCAGAUGGGACUAGAAUUGCUGUGAAGAAAUUGGAAGGCGUUGGUCAGGGAAAGAAAGAAUUUCGGGCAGAAGUUAGUAUUAUAGGCAGCAUCCAUCAUCUUCAUCUGGUGAGACUGAGAGGCUAUUGUGCUGAAGGAACACACAGGCUCCUGGCUUAUGAGUAUAUGUCCAACAAAGAAUAA